AGACUGUAAAUAGAGAUAGAAACAAGUAAAAAAGAGAAGAUGAACACAUCCACCAGAACUCCCACCAAUCAUUUGUUCAGGAAAACCAACCCAAAUGCUGAAAUCUUCCAAGCACAAAAAAAAGUAUGGAAUUAAGCCAAUGAAGAAGUCAAAGACCAUGAACAAAAACCAGGUAACAGUGAAGCAAAGCCAUCCAAGUGAGGAAGGAAAGGGUGGCAAUAGCUUCAUGGAUCCCAAUCAUUCUCUCCAGUUUGCAGCAUCAGGCUUCAGUUUCUCAAGAUCCUCUAAAUUUUGCACAAGUCUGUACUUGUCCACAGGUUCUGAGUCCUGCAGACAACUCAGUAACUUGCCACCUUUCCUUCCACAUCCUCCCAAACCUGAGCUGGAUAACUUUCUUAGUUUUCCUGUUGAUACUUCUGAUGGCAGUUUUAAUGGUGACAAUGGUGGUUUCAGCAUCAAUGACCAGCUUGAGUUGCAGAUUCUUUCUGAACAGCUUGGCAUUGAUAUUACUGAUGAUGGAGAAAGCCCUCUUUUGGAUGAAAUUUAUGACAUGCCUGUACCUCUGGCUUCACCUUCACUUGAUGUUGUUCCAUCUCCCACUUUUUCUUCUCCAAAAUCAACUAGUCCUUCCACUCCUGGCAAUGCAACAGUGAACAAACCCAGAUUGAGGUGGACUGUGGAGCUCCAUGAGCGCUUUGUUGAAGCUGUGAAUAAACUUGAAGGAGCAGAAAAGGCAACUCCAAAGGGUGUAUUGAAGCUAAUGAAUGUUGAGGGUUUGACAAUUUAUCAUGUUAAGAGUCAUUUGCAGAAAUAUCGGCUUGCAAUGUAUCUCCCAGCAGCAAAAGAAGAUAAAAAAACUUCAUGUUCCGAUGAAAAGAAGGCGCAGUCAAUCUGUGAUGAUAGUAGCACUGACAUCAAAAGGAGUAUGCAAGUGACGGAGGCUCUGCGGAUGCAAAUAGAAGUUCAAAAACAACUACAUGAACAACUCGAAAUUCAAAGGCAACUUCAGUUACGGAUUGAGGAGCAAGCGAGGUACUUGCAGAAGAUACUUGAAGAACAGCAGAAAGCCAAUGAUUCCCGGGUAUCUCUGAAACAACCUCUAAUCUCAGGAGUGCAACCUGAAACUUCUGAUGAGCCCUCAAAUGUUCAGAGUGGCUUGAAGGAUGAAUCCUCAUCUACUACUCAAUGCUCAAAGCACAAAGCCGAUGAUUCUGGCAGCAUUCCCGAGUUGCCAGACGGAAAUAAAAGAGCAAGGCUUGAUGUUGAAGAGGGGAAGACUUCAUGAUACUAUCAGGAGAUACAUCAGUACCAGUUCUGGUUUCUCCUGUCGAUGAAUUGCUUGUUUAUGGUGGUCAAAGUUGCUGCUUGGUAUGUAUUGUGAAAAGUAUGUGAGCAAUGGAAAGCAAGUCUGUAAUGCAGUUAGAUUGGCGCUUUGUAAUGAUAUUUUUAGACAAAUUCUUCAAUUCAAUGAAAUUGUUGAACAGUUUCAACCUUA
This is a messenger RNA of Dioscorea cayenensis subsp. rotundata (Guinea yam), 1495 nucleotides long. RefSeq names its product protein PHOSPHATE STARVATION RESPONSE 3-like. Gene Ontology annotation, molecular function: DNA binding; DNA-binding transcription factor activity. The transcript has 8 exons. Bases 95 to 1285 code for a protein of 396 amino acids. The record is from RefSeq and is a predicted model, not a curated record. Lineage: Eukaryota; Viridiplantae; Streptophyta; Magnoliopsida; Dioscoreales; Dioscoreaceae.